CUGAUGAUGGACAACUAUGCUAUCACUACCCAAUGAGAAAUCCAAAUCCAAAUACCAUACAGAAUAAUACUUGUGAAUUAACUGGUAGAUAUGUAGUUUUCUACAAUAGAAGAGAUACUGGAAAGGCUUUCGUAGAACUUUGUGAAGUAGAAGUCUUUGGUUGUUACAUAGGACGAUAUGGACCACAGUGCCAAUUUCCCUGUUCGCCCAAUUGCAACGAUGUUACAUGCAAUAUUUGGGAUGGGUCAUGCACAUCUUGUAAAGCAGGUUUCAAUGGAAAUCGUUGUGAUCAAGGAUGUGCAGUUGGUACUUAUGGGUCAAACUGUGUGAAUAUUUGCAAUACCUGUAAAAAUAAUGAUUGCAACCAAUUCAAUGGUAGAUGUACUCAUGGAUGUUCUGCUGGGUGGAAAGGUUCCAAGUGUGAAAUCCGCUGCAGUGCUGGAACCUAUGGCGAGAAUUGCAGGCUUCAAUGUCAUUGUUUGAAUGGAAAUACAUGUGAUAACAUAAAUGGUCAUUGUCCUAGAGAAUUAUGUGAUCCUGGAUGGAAAUCAAACACUUGUAGUCACAGCUGUGAAAAAGGAACAUUUGGGAAGAACUGUCAUCAAAAAUGUACAAAUUGCAUUACCGACAAUUGUAACCGUUUCACAGGAACUUGUGAUCCAUUGGGAGUAUGUAAAUUAGGAUGGCGUGGACCAGGAUGCAAUAAUACAUGUUACACAGGAUCAUACGGGUUGAACUGUUAUAUGUCAUGUAGCAAUUGCAUAAACGAGUCUUGUGAUCAUCUUGAAGGAAUAUGUCAGGUUGUUGGCUCUUGUAAAGCAGGAUAUCAUGGUUCAAAAUGCAACGAAGCUUGUAAAUCACCUUCAUUUGGACACAACUGUCAGCAAACGUGUCACUGCGUAAAUGGCACAUUAUGUAAUAAUGUUAAUGGUCAAUGCGAUUCAGAUUCAUGUGAUCGUGGUUGGAUGGGUUCUUCAUGUGUUCAACCAUGUUCCCCGGGACAUUUUGGGUAUAACUGCGCAGAAACAUGUACGGGAUGUUUGGAUGAAGAUUGUGAAAAAAAUUCUGGUAACUGUACAAAAUUUGGAUGUCGUAAUGAUUAUACAGGAUAUAGAUGCCAUCUGCGAGAUACGAUCCCUUUAAAGAACGACAAGGCACAGUCAACAAUUAUUGGAGGAGUUAUUGGAGCAAUUGUGGCUGUCUUUGCAAUUAUAUUAGUUGGAAUAUUAAUUUACAGGAAACGUACAAAUGGGCCUGGUAAACCAAUUAGAGGCAAACAGUUUUCAAAUGAUGUAGAAGAAAUGUGUAAUCCAGGAUAUUCCAAAGAAACAUUUGAAAUUCCACAAUACGCACAUGUAGAAAAAGAAAAUCAAAUGUCAUUUAAAGGACUGGAUGAUUGCCGAGAAGAUUCUGUUGAGUUAAGAAACGUGUCAACGAAUGAAAAUGUGUAUGCCAAUGGUCCUAGACCUGAUAAUCGUUAUUCGAAUACAGAGUCAAAAGAUGUUGAAAAUUUAUAUUCAAAUACAGAGACAAAAAACAUAUUUUCAGAAUACAAUAUUUCCAUUGGCAACUUACCAAGCAUUGCUAAAAUAAAACGAAAAAAUAACGCAUUUAAAAAGGAAUAUUCUAUGCUACCAAUGGGUUCAACUUUUCCACAUUUAGAGGGUGAAAGAGGAGAAAAUAGAAAGAAGAAUCGUUUUCUGACGACAUUUCCGUACGACCAUUCAAGAGUUAAGCUAGAAACGUAUAAUAACAGCACAGACUACAUCAAUGCCAAUCAUAUUAAGAGCUACAGCAAAGACAAUGCAUAUAUUGCAACACAAGGACCUAAGAAAAUAACCUUAAGUGAUUUUUGGCAAAUGAUUUGGCAAGAAAACGUGGAAAGAAUUAUAAUGGUCACAAAACUAGUGGAAGGUGAAAAGAAAAAGUGUGAACAAUAUUGGCCCGAAUCAACACAUAAACAAGUUUUAAUUGGCAAAUUUACACUUAAAAUGUUGGAGGAAACAGAAAAUACUGUAUACACUUAUCGCUGUAUACAAUUAUCGUGUGGAAAUACCGACAGAACAGUUCAUCAUUUUCACUUUACAAAGUGGCCAGAUCAUGAUGUGCCGGACAAAACAAAUUUAGUGAAUUUCUACCGCAAAGUGAAGUCAGUGCCAACUAGUUUAUCUGGACCGAUGGUAGUUCACUGCAGUGCUGGGAUUGGCAGAACUGGAACAUUUUUAGCACUGGACGCAUUAUAUGAACACGGCAAAACUACAGGGUUUGUUAAUAUAAUGGAAUACACACAUAUGAUGAGACAAGACAGAAUGAAUAUGAUCCAGACUGUGGAACAAUAUGCGACGGUGUACGAUGUUUUAGUAGAGGCUUUCACCGUACCUCAAUCCGCUAUUCCUAGACAAGAUUUCCUGAACAUGGUGGAUUCAAGACUUAUUGAAAGGGAGUAUCACAAAUUACAGGACUUAAAGCCUGAAAUUGCGGUUAAUAAAUUCCUAGCAGGCAAACGAAAGGAAAAUGUUUCAAAAAAUGCAGUUCAAAAUAUUUUACCACAUGAUGAUUACAGGCCAUAUCUUAUGUCGUAUGGGAGAUCUAGUAAUGAUUAUAUAAAUGCUGUGAAGAUACCAAGCUUCAUAGAAGGAAGAAAUGUUUUUGUAACACAGUAUCCAUUACAAAAUACUAUCGGUGAUUUGUGGUCCCUGCUCUAUGACAAUGAUUGCAGAACCAUGGUUAUUUUAGAAAAGUUAGAUGAGGAUGUACCGGUAAUACCGAGUGAUACUGACCAAAGAUUCAGCAACGAUAAUUUCAUCAUAAGCAGAAAUUCGUCAAAUGUAUUACAAGACAAAGUUAAAGUUUCAUUAAGACAUAAAAACAAGAAAGAAGAAAGACCUUUAACUGUUUUUAUUUAUAACGACUGGGAAGAUAAUAACACGAUACCAAACUCUACAAAGACUAUGGUUGAUUUCAUGGAAAAUGUCACAAGGACUACACGGGAAGAUGAUAAAUCCAUAGUCGUCAUUUGUAGGGAUGGCUGUACCAGAUGCGGCAUAUUUGUUACUUUGGACCUGGUUUUAGAGAAAAUGGAAACAGAUGAAGAAAUUGACAUCUUUCAAGUUGCAAGACGAAUUCAAAUUCGACGGCCUCAAUGUUUGUCCAGUAUUGAGCAAUAUGAGUUUUGUUAUUCUGCUGUGAAGGAAUUACUUAGCAGUGAAUCUGUGUAUGCCAAUGCAUAAACCUUGUUAUCAGUCUGCAGAUAAGAAGUUUGUUGAUGAUAAGUGUUUUUUUUCUCGUGACACAUUUACUAAUUAUUACUUGCGCAUUUUUAAUAAACGUUUUCUUUUUUUUUCCUAGUAUUAUACUUUUUUUAUUAUCUGACAUUUGAUCUAUUGCUAUUGUAUUAUUGAGUUUCGUUUUAUUAUUCUGUUAAUGUCCCUACGUUGUUUAUUUGUACUUCAGAUGAAAAAAAACAACAAAUAAGAACAUCAAAAACAACAACCCGUGCAAUCAUAUAUUACUCAACUGAUAGCUGUACUAAUAUCUUAUGAAACAUUUUGCGGUUAAAAUUAUCAAAUAAGGACACGUUUACAUGUACAUUAUAACUGUUUGAAGAUUUGAAACUGAAGUGAUUAUUUUUCAUUCAUCAAUAUAUAUUAUUCUUUUUUAUUUUUGCCAACUUGCUUUCUGACCUGUUGACCUAAAAGUGAUUAAAUAGCUGGCAUCAAGAAUUUUCCUAAAACAAAUAGAGAUAAGGUGGCAACCUAAACUUGCGACAGAAAUGUGUAUGAUAUAUUUGUCAGUGUAUAAACAAAGAUAAGAAGAUGUGGUAUGUCCGACAACCAACGAUCAAUUAAUGAAAUCUAAAGCUAUAUCAUGUCUUCACUUUGGUCUCUUACAUUUUUUGUAUACCCUGCUCUACACAGAAGCGGCAGAGGUAUAUAGUUUUUGACCAAUUCGUUUUCAGUCUGUCAGUCAUUCAGUCAGUUAGUAAUUUUGUUUCUGGAUGCUGACGCAAAUACUUUAUAUAGAAUUGCAACCUUACUUGGAUAUAUGGUCACAUAUAAUGAGUGGAAUACCCUAUUGGACUUGAUGUUACCAUGUCAAAUGUCAAGGUCACAGUGACUAAAAAAGGACUGAUAUUAUUGCUGGAAAAGUGGUUUCCAGAUGCUAAAUCAAAUACUGCACAUGAACUUGCAACCUAUACUAGAUAUGUGGUCACAUAUAAGGAGAGACAGACUCUUGAUUGUGAUAUUAUUACUUCUAAGGUCAAGGUCUAAGUUACUGAAAAUAGAUAGAAAUUUGUUCUGAACAUAUGUUUUCCGGAUGCUGAAUCAAAUAUUUCACACGAGAUUACAACCUAACUUGCAUAUAAAGGUCACAUAUAAUAAAAAUUCUUAUUGAUUUGGAGGCAAAAGAACAAGGAAAUUAGGACAAUCAAUUACCACAUAUGGCACUGAGCUUUACUUAGAUAACUGAUCAUUUAUGAUUAGAGGAAGAUCCCUAAUGAUUUUGUAGUCACUUGGUCUAAGGUCAAGGUCGAUAGUUACUAAAACACAAUUUGAAGACACUAUUACUUUCUUAAAGUCAUAACAGUAAUGCAUCAAACCUUAAUGUAAACAGAAAAAACUUUGCCAUCAGGCUACGAUAAGCUUUUCACCUUUAUUUGGGCGUGGGGUAUGAAGUUGAGCUUAUUUAUAAUCUUCUUAAAAUCUCAAGUUUUGACAAUAUACAAAUGUAUGUGGGUACGUUUGGAAUUAUUGAGUUUUCUUUGCGCAAAACAUUACUUUAUUUAUUUUGAGAUGAAAACAUAAUUGCAAGAAAAACAAAAUGUGCUAUAAAAUUCAAACCAUCCAUGGUCAUCAUCAAAUCUCAAAAAGGUGAAUCACAAAAAUGAGUGAAUCACAUGAAAUUGAAUAACAACAUAUAAUUUAAAUAAGAAAUACAUGAAAUGCUAAAUCAUCGUACAAUUUAUAAUGAUGUUUAGCAACUGCAUUCCAAUCCGCUGUUAACGGAUUUGUUGUUUUCGUAGAAGCGUGCUCGCCUCGAUUGCGUGACGUCAUGGAUUCGAUUCCAGGUCGUGUCAAGACAAAACCUUUACUAUUGAUUUUUGGUACUUCUCCACUAAGGGACUUAUCAUUUUUUACCUGGGAGGGGGGGGGCUGGUCAUUUUGAAAUCAAACAUAUCAAAUUUUCUUGAUCCCCCCAUAAUAUUUCACUAUUUUUAUUUGAUCCCCCCUGUAAAAACAUUUAAAAAAUGUGAUCCCCCCUUCUAUUAAACAUUAACAUGCCAAAAUUUUAACAUGCAAAACACUUACCGAGUUAUUUCACAGAAAUAUUGCAAACAUGAAAUAGUCUUUUCUUAUUUCCUAUAUUGGGCUAUUAAAGAAAACUUGUUCCUAAGUAACUCUGUAAAAAAUAUACUAGAAUAUGUCCCUCUUUUGCGUAAACGUAAGUUUUACGUUAGGCCUUAUAAAAACCUCCAUUGAGUCGGUAAACUUUUAUAUGGAAUAGUUCAUGCUUUUAGCUUGAACAAUUCAACUACUCAUUUAUUGUCUCGCCUUGACGGAGUCAAAAAGCGAGACAUAGGUAUGCUGUUUCCGGCGUAGGCGGCGACGGCGGUGGCGGCGUCAACAAUGUAUUAGUUUGUGAUUAGGUCUAGUUCAUGGUGAACCACUAGUGGUAGGUCAAUGAUAUUUGGUAUGCAGUUGUAUUAGCAUUGGCACAUCUCAUUACCAUAGAGAUUAUUUGUACCAGCCCCCUCAGUUAAGGUCUAUUGACUUUGAAACUUUUCAUAGUUUACAUGUAUUACUUUGCGAUUAGGUCAAUUUAUGGGGAACCACUAGUGGUAGGUUAAUGAUAUUUGGUAAUAAGUUAAUGGUAUUUGGUAUGCAGUUGUAUUAACAUUGGCAUGAAGAUUGUUUAGCCAUGUACCUUCAGUCAUGGUUCAUCGACUUUGAAUAUUUGCAUAACUUACAUGUUAAAGUAUUGCUAUUUUAAUUUCAACAUUUGCAUUAUCAAAAUUACAAAAAGGCGAGACAUAUCUCUGUGAUAACAGUUUAUUGUUACAUUUCAUUCAUUAAUGUGUGAUAUAUCAUCAUAGUAGCCCCAAAAAUUUUGUUUUAUUAGCCUAAACAGUACAAAUUUUGAGGGAAUGAGAGGUCUAAAUGGACCCAAAUGGAUCUUUUAAUGAAAACAAAAAGGCACAUUAGUGGUGUUCGUUAUCUCAGAAUCAUCUGUUUAGACUUUUGUAUCAAAAUUCAACUGUUUGUAUGCAGAUUAGAUGAAUAUGUGAUCAUUUAUUGGAGAGUUUAUUGCUCUACACUAUUUUCUUUCAUGAUGCGGCUUGAUUUUAAUUUUUUUACCAAUUUUUUAACAAAUCGCUGUAAAUUUUAAUUUAUACUUAAUUUCUCCCAAACUAUUUAGCUGAUUAUAACAAAAUGUGAGUGAAAUACCGGUAUAACGACUGGAUUAUUCGGGUUAUGAAGCACCAAUGCAUUUUAUAUGGGACAAAAUGACACAAAAAUGGCAGCUUCCUACAUCACCUAAGUCAUGUGAUGUCUUACUUAAUUGUCAUGAUAUGAAUGGUGGUAAACAUAUAUUUCCGUUUGACUGUUGUAAUCAUCGGUUCUUCUUCACAUUUUGUAUUUUGAAGUAUGCAAACUACUCAUUUCCAUGUGCAAAAAAUAUUGAUCCCCCCCCCCACUUUGAAUUCAUAAAAAAAAUUGAACACCCUUUUUCCACAUACAGAAAAAAACUUGACCCCCCCUGCAUUUUGACCAGCCCCCUCCCAGAUAAAAAAUGAUAAGUCCCUAAGAACGAGAUUUUUAUGAGUAAGAGGAAAGGCUGGUCGGCCUGGAAUCGGAAUAAUGUGUACGGGUAGGGUGACAUGUCUUCCUGUAAACUAGCACGUUAGAAUCAUGGCUCUGUGUUGUUCAAAAAGUUGUAUAAAACAUCAACAGGUUGACGUCAUCAGUAUUGGACAUGCUGAUUUAUCAGUAUAAGAAUAGACUUGAUCAUAUCAUUAAAUAAAAUGUUUUACAAAGAAGAUUCCGUGUGCUUUAACCCAAUGAGAAAAUUCCUAUUCAUAUAAUACACAGGCACUAGUCUCUGACAAAAAAAUACCUACAUACUUCGUACGGUGACCUUUAGUUGUCAACUUCUAUUUUAUUUGGUCUCUGUUGGAAAUUUGUCUCGUUGGUAAUUAAAUUUUAUAUGUAAAGUCCACAGAGAGUCUGAUUGAUAUUGAUAGAAUGGGAAAAUUUGUGUUUAAAAAAGAAACUAUGAUUCACUGCGAGAUUAUUAUAAUAACAUUGCAAUUUGACUUUGAAAAGAAGACACAAUUUACGGUUGGUCUACAUGGGAGGCCUGCUACGUAUGAUUCCAACAACAGAAAUAGGCGUAUUAUACACAAUUUUUUAGAUAAUUUAAUAUAGACUUACAACGUAAGUUUCAGUGGGAUAGACAACGGCGGAAUCGAAAUAUAUCGGAAUUUUGCGACCGAGUGUCAUUUCUCAAAAAAACGAGUUGGGUACUUUGCGUUAUAUUAAAGUAAUUAGGUAAUUUUUUUCAGAGACAGUUGCCUGUGAUAAAAUAUACUAGCAAAAUUAUGAAUGAUUAAAAACAAAAAUUUAAAUUGAUAAAAAAACGAAAAGUGUUCGUACAGUGAUUUUUUUCAUGAUGAUGUGGUUCAUUUGGUCAUGGUUUGGUUAGGUCGAUUGCCUUAGUUCUCUAAAAUAAGCAUACAAAAAUUAAUAAGUCUUAGAUGUUAGAAUCAAUGUUUUACGUCAAAAGUUCAAUAUUUUAAUUGUGGUUGUUGAAAAUUGACAAACGUGAAGCGUCAUAUCGAAAAUUUGACAUGGUUUGCUAAAGCAAUUGACAUGAUUCAGUUAAGUGUUUCAAAUUAUGGUAUUCUUAAUGCUUAAAUUUUAAUUGUUUAUAGUAUGUGUUAUUUUUAAAGUGUCUCAUUAGUCAGUUAUUUGGCUGGGUACCAAUAUCUUAAUUGUUAUAUUCAAUUUUUAAUUGCAUAAUAUGUAACUAUGUAAUCAUUGUGUUUUAUAUUGGUUUGUGACAUAAUAAUAAAUUAUUCUGAUUCUGA
Messenger RNA from Mytilus californianus (California mussel), 8089 nucleotides. RefSeq names its product receptor-type tyrosine-protein phosphatase alpha-like. Lineage: Eukaryota; Metazoa; Mollusca; Bivalvia; Mytilida; Mytilidae. The record is from RefSeq and is a predicted model, not a curated record. The transcript has 26 exons. Gene Ontology annotation, biological process: protein dephosphorylation. Gene Ontology annotation, molecular function: protein tyrosine phosphatase activity. The coding region runs from base 33 to 3230 and encodes 1065 amino acids.